AGAAAGCUCUUCAGUGUUGUAUGAUCGUAAUAUUUUUCCGACUAUCAAUACCGUUUGGCUCAGAUUGUACAGUAGAUGCGCAUUAAUAACCGGCUACGAGGAAUUUGAGCCAUUUGUGCUGCGUUAUAGUGCGCAGAGGAACAUUUUUUUCUAUGUACCUUCCUGGACCAGUCUGUCGGCUGCUUACUUUGAAGACCACUCUUAAACCCAGAGCUCAGUCCGUGCUGGAGGCGCCCAGAGGAGAGUUACCGUAUGGCGUGGCUGCUUAGCGCAGAGGAAAGGACGGGAGAAAACUAUUAUUUUUUGUAGAAGCAUUCAUGUUUUCGCCUUUUAAUCUGUGUAAUUUUAAAACAGACUGCGCCGUCUGAACUGGAUUGUGGAUUAUUUUUUUGUGAAAAACCGUAGACUUUUGGAGUGUCUAAAACUCGUGGAUCGAUGAGAGAAGACAGGCAUACCGGCUCCCCUGCAGUUUUGAGAGAGAAAGAGAGGCGAUUGCAGUUGAGCACAGAGGAGGGGAACGCGACGCAAGGGUGCCGAAUUCACAGUCAUGAGUAGGGCUCUCGCAGACCCCAUCGCAACCAGCUUCAGAGAGGAUGCUCCUCGUCCCCCCGUCCCGGGGGAAGAGGGCGAGACGAAAUGCUACAACCCCUGCAAGUUCGCCGUGAUGAGACUCAAGGAUACGGUUAAAUCCGCUGUAAAAGUCGCCCCUCCUGGCUCCGCGGCGAGGAGGGAUGAGGAUGGACUCGGGGAGCCGGAGGGAAGCGCCUCACCGGAUUCGCCCCUCGCGCGGUGGACCAAGUCUUUGCUUUCGCUUCUUGGAGACCAAGACGGUGCUCAACUUUUUCGGACAUUUCUGGAGCGAGAGAAAUGUGUGGACACGCUAGACUUUUGGUUUGCCUGCAACGGUUUCAGGCAAAUGGACCUCAAGGAUACCAAAACGCACCGAGUGGCUAAAGCAAUUUACAAGCGAUAUAUUGAAAACCACAGCGUGGUCGCCAAGCAGCUGAAGCCGGCGACCAAGACCUUUAUUCGGGAUAGCGUCAAGAGGCAACAAAUUGACUCAUCGAUGUUUGAUCAGGCACAGACGGAGAUUCAGACAGCGAUGGAGGAGAACGCUUACCAAAUGUUUCUCACCUCCGACAUCUACCUCGAUUACGUCCGGAGUGGGUGCGAGAAUGCCGCUCACGGCAGCCCGGAUGGGCUGGGCAGCCUCAAACUUGUGUGCGGCUACUUACCCACCCUUAACGAGGAAGAGGAAUGGAGUUGCAGUGACUUUAAAGCCAAAGCCUUAGCCUCUAUGGUCGGACUGUCAGCGAAAGCCCUCCGGGCAGCUCCCUCUGUGAGGGCGGUGGAGGCGCUGGAGAGAGGAUACAGGUCGCACAGACGUGGGGAGUCAGCGAGUCCCUUUCACAUCAGCACCGGUCUCGCCUUCGCUCCGGCCUCCAGUGCCAACGACAGCGAGAUCUCCAGUGAUGCCAUGACGGACGACUCCAUGUCCCUGGCAGACAGUGUGGACGGGGUGUGUGUGCAGCAGCUGGGCUCCAGGAAGCAUCUGCAGCGGGAGAUGCAGCGCAGCAUGAGGAUCAACGGCCAGGUGUCGCUACCUCACUUUCCUAAGGGGAGGAGGCCACCGCGUGAGAUGGGUCCGGUGGAGCCGGCAGAGUUUGCCGCCCAGCUGACUGCCCGUCUGGAGCGCCUCAAGAGGGAGCAGGACAGCAUGAGCUUCCUGGAGGAGAGACUGCAGCAGAUCCAGGAGGAGGAGGAGCGUGACGACACCGAGGCGUCGUGUGGCAUGUCCUCUCUCAGCCCGCACCCGCUCUCCCUGCCGUCCACGUCCUCCUGCGACGAGGACGCGCAGGCCAUCCUAGACGAGCACCUGUCCCGCGUCCUCAAGACCCCCGGCUGCCAGUCGCCCCCACGCUCCCGCUCCCCUGACCGCCACCACCGCUCCCCCCUGGCCCGCGCCAAGCUCCCGUUCUCCUCCUCCCCCGCCGGCCCGCCGUUCGGCUGCUACGCCCUGAGCCCCACUGGCGGCACGUCCGGCGGCCCCAGCCCCCACCACCACCACCACCACCACCAGACCACGUUCGUGUCGCGCCAGUCCACCCGGCACAUCCACCACCACAUCCACCACCACCACGCCGGCGGCAGCGUUGGCGCCGGCCCCGGUGCGGCUUCACCGCCAGCCCUCCAGCAGUUGAGGCUGGAGGGCGGCGCCCAAGGGUGCAGGUCUCUGUCAGCCGGGCCAGGUGGCCUGGUGCCGCGCAGCCGGAGCUUGGGCCGGGAGCAGCAGGGAGAGGGAAGCCCCACCACCGAGCUGCCCCUCGGGCACUCAGGCAUCCUCUCCCAGCGACUGUGGAAGUCCGGCGAGGAGGUCUCCUCCGAGAGCGGCGAGGCCGACGGCAUACAGCUGCCCACCGACACCACUGACCGCUCGCAGAACGUCUGGCAGUGGAUCAUGGAGAGCGGCCGGCAGCCUCGGCACAAGACUAACGGGGUUGCCCAGGGUGCCAAGCGGUGGCAUGGUGCCGAGCCCUCCUCCUCCUCCACCUCACGCACGCCUACCUGGGGCGGCGGUGGCAGCAGUGGCCACCUGCGUGCCCACCAGCCAGCCCACCCAUUCGUCCAGGACCCGGCCAUGCCCCCACUGCCCCCUCCCAACACCCUGGCCCAGCUGGAGGAGGCCUGCCGACGCCUGGAGGAGGUGUCCAAGCCCCCCAAACAGAGGCACUCUCCGUCCAGCGUGCAGAGAGAGCGAGGCCCCGGAGCCACUGUCCAGAAUGGCCCGUCGUCUCAGCUGGGCCUUGGCCUGCAGACCGAUGAGCCGAAGGAGGUGAGGAAGCAGGCCAGUUGUCAAGGCUCGCCGGGUGGCGCUGAGACGGUGGUGACGUACUUCUUCUGCGGCGAGGAGAUCCCGUACCGGCGCGUGAUGAAGACGCACAGUCUCACGCUCGGACACUUCAAGGAGCAGCUCCGCAAAAAGGGCAACUACAGGUACUACUUCAAGAAGGCCAGCGAUGAGUUUGAGUGUGGCGCCGUCUUUGAGGAGGUGUGGGAGGAUGCCAGCGUGCUGCCCAUGUACGAGGGCAAGGUCCUGGGGAAGGUGGAGAGGAUGGACUGAGCCACUGUUCCGGAUGCUUCUCCCACUCUUCCCCCACUCCACCCCACCCCACCCAUCUAAAGCUGCUUAUGCUCCUCUCCAACUCCCUGGGAGGGCAGAACCCUCAAAAAAGCUCACCCUGGACAUCUACAGAGGACCUUCACCAGGAACAAGGACCCUCUCAUGAGAUGGACCUUAUGAAAGCUUCUCACUGGAGACUUUCAGGCUACAUGUGCGUUCUAAUUCUCUUCCAGAGGACUUUUAUUCCACAAAAGCUAUUGAAGGAAUACUAGCCAAUGAAGGAACGAUGCAAGAAGGUGCCGGAAAAGGGGAGGCGAGUCCGAGUUGACCCCUGCACCUAAUGGACAUUAAGAAGAGGCAGCAAGAGGGACAUGUGAAGCCGCUGUCUGGGAGAGUGUGUCGGGGACAUGAAAGCUACCACGCUCUGUGACACGCUCUGUGGCACCUCACCGUUGUUGGAUUGUGUGUGUGUGUGUGUCAGUCUGUGAUCAGGAGAGACUCCUACCACAGGGACUGCUUGUCUGGACUGUGAGUUAAGGACGAGGAUUGUUGUUCCACGCGUGUUCCCUGAUAUUAUGCUACAUCAGGCAUAGAGCCUACAUGUUCUGAGACAUGCCAUCUAUCUACAACAAUUAGUGCUAAUUGUCGAUUCCUUAUUGGGUGUGUAUGUGUGUGUGCCUGUGUUUUGUGUUUUUGUGAGUGAGAGAGAGAGAAAGAGAGAGUGGGUGUGGGUUUGCAAAAGGUCCUCAUAUGUAAACAUGUAUGUAUUAAUUUUUAUAUGAUUUAAGUUUAAAAGACUAUAUAUUUAUUUAUCUUAAAAGAGUGUCAUUCCUGUUCCCAUAACCCUCCCCAUGUCCAGUAGAUGGACAAGCUGCUUUUUGGGAGAUAUCAGACAGAAAUCUCAUCUCCUUCCACCAUCCUUCCUGAAACUAGCUGCUCCAGGAGUCUCAGUAUGGGCCAAUCAGAAUGUCUUUAUGUCAGUGCCAGCCAAUCAGAAUGUGUAGAAUUUAGAUGGUCCCACCCAAAGUGCAAGAGUCCAUAUUUAGCAUUUGAUUGUUUUGUUUUGUUUUGUUUUUUUACAUUUUAACAUUUACAAUUAGAACAAAAUGUUGAUAGAUCGAUGGAUUAUACAUAAUCACCAGUGGUAGUUUUAAUUAAAGAUCUCAACAGAUCUAGGUACUUUCUAAUGCUAUACACAGUUUCACUGUCUAGAUAGUGGCUCUAGUGCCUUUAGUUCAUGGCCAGAUAAAGGAUAGAGUAAGAAUGAAUGAACACAAGAAGUGAAUGAU
Alosa alosa (allis shad) is the source of this 4410-nucleotide messenger RNA. Its product is annotated as axin-2-like. The transcript has 11 exons. NCBI's taxonomy places the organism in Eukaryota, Metazoa, Chordata, Actinopteri, Clupeiformes, Clupeidae. Gene Ontology annotation, biological process: negative regulation of canonical Wnt signaling pathway. The record is from RefSeq and is a predicted model, not a curated record. The coding region runs from base 548 to 3121 and encodes 857 amino acids.